AUGCUCCCGAGAACCAAGAGACCCGAAGCCGUCUCAUUUGGGGGCCUCGCCUCCGCCACCAACCUCCCGCGCGUCGCGCACCUCGUACAGAAGCGCCGACAGACCAACCCCAACCCACGACUAUGUGAGCGGUGUCAGGACUGGGACGUCCCCGACUUCGCUGCCGGUCUGGGAUCCAAAGCACACCACUAUAUCUCUUUUGAGAACAUCUCACUUCGAUCGUCAAAGUGUCUCUUUUGCUGCGCGAUCGCGGCGGCUGUCGAAGCCCGGCGGCGGGAGGAUGAGUGGUUACGUGACUGCUCCGAAGCGUGCUUAUUCGUCACACUCCAAGGCCCUUUCUUCCUUGACUCGGGGCUAGCUGAGGACCAGAAGUACCGAUUGUUCGCUUCCUCUGAUGAUGAAGUGUCUCUGAGGUUGUUUCUGGAGUUGACUCUGAGUGCCGUGCCAGACAGAUCGAAGUCGGGGGCUUUGGAUUCGUUGCCGUCUCCCUUUGCGGUCACGCCGCAGUUUCUCUUCAGAUACUCGACAGCCGAACCUCAGAGACUUCAGGCAAUUGAAGAUUGGGAGGCUGAAUACUUUGAUGUCAAGACAUUGAAGGUCUGGAUUGAUGGCUGCGAGAUCCUUCACGGCCACCACUGCGUGAGCAAGUACAAGUCGAUUGAUGUUCGUGGAAUGAAGAUUGUCAAGCCGUCAAGGCCGGUCCGCUUCGUUGCUCUCAGCUACAUGUGGGAAGCAUCCGAGGCACCGGGACAUGCCCAGCUGGAGACGACAAACGCAGAGGACUUGGAAUCUCCGGGGAGCCUCGAGUCUGUAAAGCUACCACGCAUCAUUUUGGACGCGAUGUCUCUUUGCAGGCAUCUCGGAGAGGGCUAUCUAUGGGUGGACCGCCUUUGUAUCGUCCAGGAUGACGAGCGAUCGAAGCCUGACCAGAUAGACGGGAUGGACCGGAUCUACCAGUCUGCGUCUUUCUCAAUCCUGGCCGCGCUGAAUGAUCGACAGGGAAAUGGGUUUCCUGGGUAUGCUGGCAACCCGAGGAGGCCUCGCGCCUCUCUGUGGUGCCCACCGCGGAACCGGAACGUUGGGAAGGGUAUUGACCCGAACGGUCUGCAAACAGUAGUGGACGCAUCCCUGUGGAACCGGAGAGGAUGGACAUUCCAAGAGAGGUUGCUUUCAAGGCGCAGCAUCUUCAUCACGGAGCACCAGGUCCUGUUUCAAUGCUGUCGGGGUCACGCCGCCGAGGAACUUACUUGGGGACGAGCACGACAUGAAGUUCCUACCCCCGUGCUGGUUGAGGGGGCAGAUCCACCACGAGCUGAAGAGCCCAUUGACGAACACGAUCCAGAAGCUCAUCAUACGGCUCAAACAGACAUUGACGAAUCAAUGACCGAGAAGAAGACACACCGCAUACCCAGCAUUCCCGGCUUCUACCGCCGAGCGCUCCACAGCAAAGACGCACCAGUCAGGCUACGAGGCCAAGUAUCCCUAGCAAACUACUGCCAAUGGGUCGAAGACUAUACAUCGCGACAGCUCUCCCGCGAAACAGACAUCCUCAACGCCUUUGCGGGAGUAGGCAACGCCGUAGGCGAAUCUAUGCGCACAAAGAUGACGUUCGGCCUGCCGGACAUGUACCUCCCCCAGACGCUCAUGUGGAGCCACAGGGGCGCCGUCCGUCGGCGAGAUGAUGCGGGUUUGAGGAUACCGAGCUGGAGCUGGGCGGCGUGGUCAUCGGUCGAGGGAGAGAGUGCCGCGAGUUACCGGUGGAUUCACGGUGAUGCGCGACUGUACGAUACCAAGCUUGUUCGGAUCGUGACAAUCGUGCAAUUUCACGUACACGAUGCCAGACGCGCCGCCUCAAAGCCUCAAGACGACGGGAAUGGGCUGCGCAAGGUCCGGGUGACGGAACGGUGGCUGGGCAGCUGCAUGCAAAUGGCCAGGAUGAGCGGGAUCGAGAAGCUGCCGCCCUUGCAGAGGAAGAUGGCUGGCGGCAAGUUCAACGUCUCUGAGGAGACGAACGAGAAGUACACCGCCAUGUGGCGGGAGUGUCCGCACAGUCCGUGGGAGGCUCUCGCGCACGCGGAGCUCGAUCCGGAGGCCGUUGAGGUAGCGGCCGGCUUUCCUGGGGCGCUGGUGUUCAACACGACUGUUGCCUCGCUGCGAGUCGGGCGGGACCGGAGGAUGAUGGGCGCGAGGAGGGGUAACCACGAGGAUGCAGAGAUUCUGGAUAUGAUGGGGAGACAUGUUGGGUAUUUGGAUAAGAUGGACACCCGAUGGAUUUCAGGACGGAAGGGGGCGAGGGAUCGGAGGACGUUGCUCGAUUUCAUCGUUGUUAGUGCUUCUGUUGACACCGAAGUCAGCGAGAACAACGAGUGGGCGUUCAUCGAGGGGCAGUUUCAUGAGAUGUGGCGGUUUAAUGUCAUGCUUGUUGAGAGGUUGCCGUGUACACCGUUUGUUGCGAGGAGGGUUGGGGUGGGAUAUGUUUGGCUUAGCCAGUGGAAGGACUGUAAUCCUCGUUGGGAGACUGUGGUUCUUUGCUGA
Colletotrichum fioriniae is the source of this 2535-nucleotide messenger RNA. RefSeq lists its product as uncharacterized. The record is from RefSeq and is a predicted model, not a curated record. NCBI's taxonomy places the organism in Eukaryota, Fungi, Ascomycota, Sordariomycetes, Glomerellales, Glomerellaceae.